ACCAAAUCUCUUCUGAAACACCGCCAUUCUUGAAUAAAGUAAAAACACAGUACAUAAUGUAGCACUACAUACUCCUAAAUAGGUGAGAUGGUUAUGGCUAGAAUGUCUUCGAUUAUAAUUAUGCUCCAUCAGGACUGACCCAGGACAGAUAGCAAUAACAACACAAGUCCCCUUUCUGAUCCCCGCAUGCGUAAUUUAAUCGGAAUUAUUUUAAUUGGACAAUUAAAUACAAGGAAAUUGUUAUUAAAUCACUGAAAUGAUUUUUCACCAGUAUUUUCUAUUCUCGUUUAAUGUUAUUCACACCCCAGGUUGACCUGAAGUUUUAGAACUGAUUUUUAUCUAUUCUCAAGCAGCUGUCUGUCUCUGCAGCACAAUUCAAGCUUUCUAAUCGAAACUAGUUUGACCAGUAGAGCCUAUCUUUCACGGGUGUGCUUUAAUACAUUUGUAUAUCCUAUAUUCAUAUUAUUUUUUUUAAACAUUUGUGAAAGGUUACGACAAGGACAGCAUUAAAAGGAAUAGAAAAGAUGAUGAGAUUUGGGGGUCCAAACUGCUGGAACCAAAGCAACAGCACGUCAAGUUGGGCUGUUGCUAUUGGAGUUGGUGUGGUCACUGUUUCAGGUCUUCUUUAUGUUCUUAAACGAUGCAAAUGCAAAAGGAAAAUAGAUUAUCCCAAAGAUGUGAUCAUUCUUCAUUUAAUACCAAGACUAAAAGAUACGCCAAACCUCUCUCCUUUUGCUGUAAAGCUAGAGACAUACCUUCGUAUGACCAAGCUACCCUAUCAGGUUGACUAUUGCUUUGACAUGUCACCCAAACAUAAAACACCUUGGAUUACGUACAAUGGAGUAGUUGUCAGUGACUCACAGUUUAUAAUCGAGUAUUUGAAUGAGAAAUUCAACAUUGAUUUAAGCAGUCAUCUCACGGAUGAACAACGUGGUGUUGCUAGAGCCAUGCGGAAAAUGCUAGAAGAGGAUUUGCUUUGGGCUUUGGCUCUCAGUCGAUGGGUAUAUGGUUAUUCUGACCCAUCUCUGAGAAAGGUGAUCCCUGCUCCGAGAUUUUUUGUCUGGAGGAUUAAAAGAAUGCUUGAGAAAUACGCUUAUGGCCAAGGUAUGGGUCGACACACUCCUUCAGAAGUGGAACAUAUUGCAAUGGGAGAUUUAAAGGCUCUCUCAGACUUUCUUGGAAAAAAGAAGUUCCUUAUGGGAGUCAAUCCAUGUGAAACUGAUUGUGCUGUAUUUGGAAUGAUGAGUUCUUUUGAGAAAAUGCCAGAUGGUAGCUUUUUCACAAAGGUCUUGAAAGAUAAGUUAUUCCCAAAUCUUGAUGCUUAUCGUGAAAGAAUGAAAGAAUUGUACUGGCCUGAUUGGGUUAUUCCAGGCUGGGAAGGUCCAGUAAUGGGACUUCAGCCACGAAGACCAUAGUUUCUCAUAGAAGUUUGCUUGGUGUUAUUUCUAACACCUUUAUUUUUCUAUUUUUUUUUUUUUACAUCUUUUCUACUAAA
Octopus sinensis (East Asian common octopus) is the source of this 1495-nucleotide messenger RNA. Its product is annotated as failed axon connections homolog. Gene Ontology annotation, cellular component: cytoplasm. NCBI's taxonomy places the organism in Eukaryota, Metazoa, Mollusca, Cephalopoda, Octopoda, Octopodidae. The record is from RefSeq and is a predicted model, not a curated record. Bases 525 to 1415 code for a protein of 296 amino acids. The transcript is spliced from 7 exons.